UUAUCAUCAGCCCUUUUAUUGACUUCAGGCAUCACAGAGUGGAAGGAGCAGCAAAGAGGAAAAAAGUCGAGAGGGGGGGGGGAGGGACAGAAGAGUACAGACACAAAGGUAGAGAAAAGCGUUGAAGCUGACAGUGCUCAACUAAUGUGGACAAAACCGAGAGUACCUGAGGGUGAAGAGCUUCUUGAUUACAGUCUAUGGUAUUCCAUUUCCAAUGGAACCUCAGCGAAUCCCAAGGAAGAUCUUCUUGUGAUCAAAGCUGAGGAAACACAAGUCAUGUUGCGUGGUUUGACACCCGAUUCCAAUUACCAUGUCCGAUUGGCUGGGCGAUCUUCCAGCGGUCACGGAACGACGGCUUUGCUUGAUUUUCGCACUAAGGAACAUCGUAAGUCAAAGCGUUUGAAUGAUUGGAUUUAUUCUGCUAAAGUGGAUGGAAGAAUGAGAAAGAGUGAUACAGUCAGAGUACAUGAAGGUUCUUGUUUUCGUCCCUUAUCGGCUUCUCCAAUCAACUCAUUUACAACAGGUAGCACCGUUUCCUUCUUUACGGUGAUUUUAUGCUCACAGAAGGAAGAGUAG
Rodentolepis nana is the source of this 576-nucleotide messenger RNA. NCBI's taxonomy places the organism in Eukaryota, Metazoa, Platyhelminthes, Cestoda, Cyclophyllidea, Hymenolepididae. The record is from the annotation of a GenBank genome assembly.